CCGAACUUUCCUUAUGUAUAUGAAUUUGUAAAAAAAGUGACGCAGGCAGUCUUCACAAAAUUUGUUUAUUUGAAAUUGUGUUUAUGAAAAAACAACAAAAAGUACAUUGUUUUAUUAAAUCAGUCAACAGAGUAACGAACAGACUUUGACUUUGAAAAAACACAACACUCUUACCAAGAUCUUAUUUUACUUUGACUAACAAAAAUGGAACCCAGCCCAGGUAGAGCUCCAUUUGAUGUCGACGAUGAUUUUACACCAUUACGGAAGCCGCAUACUCGAGAAAUAAAAAAAGCAACUUUGACGACAUCCACUCCACCAAGGAGUCUUUCAAAACUAUCCCCAACGGCUCAAGUUUUUGUUCCAAAAUCAAAAGAUGAUAAUUCUGUCUACCAAUCGGGUUCUCCCCAAAGACCAGUAACUCCAGCCCAAAUUAUAAUUCAACCAAACUCAGUAAAUAAUCGAUUGCUUCGAAUUCAGCAUCCUGAAGUUUACGCUGCUGCUGUGAAUUGUAAUUCCAAUCAGCCCAAUAUGGCUUCACUUACUUGUUCACUACAAAAAAGUUUCAGCAUCCAGGAUAAAUCACAGUCAGAUCUUAACUCAAACUAUUUGCAGCCUACAGAUGUGGAAACCAUCGCCUUGAAUUAUUUAGCAACGGUGAUUCAAUGCCUGAACGAUAAUCCAGGUUCAUUUGACACAGUUGCCACGAGAUUUUUAACCAUCUUUGACGGAUUGGAAAACAACGAAUAUGUUUUGAGUAAUGCCAUGGAAGAUAUAUUCAACGAAUCAAUUGAGAAUCCGAAUUUCAGAUAUAUGGGGGCAAAGCUCUAUAAUCUUCUUCACAUGCUAAAUUUAAGAGAUGAUUCUCUUUUUUACAAUCUCCUCAAGUGUAAACUUGAGUAUCAGCAAUCGGAAGUCAUGGAUUUCAUGAAAGUCAACUCCGAACAAAAAGUCAGAGAAACUGCACUGUUUCUUGCUGAGCUUUAUAUGCAACUACGGGGAGACGACACUCGAAUAAAAUUAAUAGCUGAAAAUAUUGUUUUUUCUUUAAAGCAAUUGAUGACAAAAGUUUCAAAUGAUAAUAUUCGGUGCAUAUGUUUGACAUUAAAAUUAGCUGGAUAUGAUUUAGAUUCGGAUUUUAAAAACGAUGUCAAUUUGAUAAUGGAAAAACUAGCAGCAAUUAACAAAGACAAGCCAGGAAAAUACCCUCUUGUUAAAAAUGUUAUUUCCCUAAAGAAUAACAAUUGGGGAAGAACAAUGUUUCAGGAAAAUACAAAUACUUUAAGUCAGGUAAAUGAUUUGAAUGGCGAAGCACUAAACGAACCAACUUUUUAUGGUCCUGAUGGGAAAAUCAUGACCAAAGAAGAAAGCCAGUUUUUAGCUGCAAGCCUCCCUAAAACCCCAUCAACGACGGAAGACGACGAUGAAUAUGAUUUAGAGGUGGACUUGGAUCCAGAAAUGGAUGAAGAAACGGAGAAAGCAUAUCGUACAUUUUGUAAGCUCAAUAAAAAAUCAACAACUAUUUAAAUUCAUUAAUCUUCGAAGGCUCGCUUACUCAAUAAUUUGUCCCUAAAUGUUUUCGUAUUAUUUAUUUUUUAAAGUACAUAAUGUAAAAAAAAAAAAACAAAAACUUUUUCACUGUGCAAAUAUUUAUUUUUGUAUGUUUCGAUAAUUAUUUAAUGACAAAAACCGAUAGUUAUUAAACUUAUUUUAAAAAAAUGUUUGUUGCUCAUCAUUCAUAUUGUGUUAAGGUAUUUUAAUGAUUCACCCACUUAAAUCAUGCAAGUUUUCUCUGGAAAUAUAUCCCUCCCUAUUCUGCUAUCCAUCGGGGGGAAUAAUCUCUAAAUAUUCACCAAUUGCCAUUCUGCUUUUCAUCGGGGGGGAAUCCAAACUCACGUCGCACAAUGGGGCAAAAUGGCAAAAAGGUGGCAUUAAAUCAACCAAUAGAGCUAGACACUUGAAAUUUGGAACAAGUAUUACUGAUGUCGAAUUCCUUUCAAUUGAAAAAUCGGCGAUCUAGAAGCGAAUUUUUUCUGAAAAUCAUGUUCCAUAGAAAACAAAUUCGCCUCAAACGAAGCAGAAUUCGAAUUUUUUUUAAUCCCUCUUUUUUGAGAGAUUUACACGGAAUUGCACACACACUUGGAACAUUUGACAUUUCUCAAACGUCAAGCUGAAAGUUUUCUUCGUAUUGUUUGUUUAUUUGAGAACACCAACUUCAAAUAAUGAGUAAAUUUUAAUUGAAUAUCGUAUUUUUAUUGCGGAAAAAUAUGAAAUAAAUAAAAUGUGCGAUCAAAAUAUAUUUUUUCCUGGCAUAGUUCUUGUGAAAAAGUCAAAUUACUGUGACUUUUCUUCUCGUAAUUGUCGUCAGAAAAUUUUUUCUCUGAAAACCACAGCAUACGGCCAAAAUAAUAACCUUCUACUUCAUCUUCACUCAAAUCUUAAUAAUAACUGCAAUUUCCCUUUGAUUAUGAUUAAAAUAAAUCUAUAUUACCGAAGAAAAUAAAUAAAAUUAUUGAUCAAAGGAAUCUCUGGUUUUAUUUUGCAGAAAUUGUUUUGGUUUUAGCUUGACGUUCGUGUAAAAAUUGUUGUCAAAUGACACACAUACAAUCGCAAAAAGAAUUCGGUCUGUUUUCAUGUUCCUUUUUAACACCAAAAAUUCGAUUUUUUUGAGGCGAUUCAAAAAAUUGGAAGGAAUUCGACAUGAUACAAAUUUAGGUUCAUAGCCAAAAUAUCGAAUGGCCACACCCAUUUUUAGGGUUACCACCCAUACACUUUUUUUAAGAUUUUCGAAAUUUCUCGGAAAAUCCUCAAUCAGUUUCAAGUAAACUUUGAAUGCCAUUUAUAAAAUAGUAAUGCAAUUGCAAUUAUAUAUAAAAAAAAUUAAAAUUAGGGUUGCCACUUUUGAAAUUUCUUAUGUUUUUUUUUAUUAUUUUAUUUUUAUUUUGUUUAAAUAAAAACAUUCAAUUAGUUUUUCUUAAAUAUUUUACUAUACAUAAGUACACAUUUAAUAAAUGAACCAAUUUAAUAAUUUAAAUGUCUUUAUCACUCUCAAUUUCGACUAAAAAAUGAGCAUUUAUGGAAAAUGACGUCACCAACUAAAAAUGAACAAUUCUCACAGGGUAGCAAAAAGGAGCAUAGGAAUUAAAAUAUUUUGAAUACAUAUUUUUCAUAAAAAGAAAAUUUAUUAGAACGUACUAGACCUCACUGAUUCCAUUUCAAAAAGAUUCAACUUUGUACAAGUAAUAAAUAAUUAACAGUACACAAUUUAUUGUAACAACCCAAAAUGAUAGAAAGUCGUAAAAAUUCUACCCAGAAGUGAUAUUUCUCUUCCUUAGAGACAAUCUCCUGAAUUACACGUGGUUUAAAUAAAUUUUUUCUCUCUCAUUUCUGAUUCUCUAUUAUUUUUCAAAGAGUAAUAGUUGGGUUAUUCAAAACAAAGCUAAACUUUAUGAUUCGAUUAAAUGCCAGCUUUUUUGAAUUUUGCCCCAUUGUGCGUCGGUAAUAUCGGUAAUGUUGUUCGGUAUUCCACUAUUAACGUGAAUGAACGCAAUCGGCAUAAAAAAUGUUGCGGAUCUGUCACUUUUGGUUGUUAAAAAAAAAUUUAUUCACCAUCUUUAAAAUUAAGCAAAAUGCCACUUUUCAUAAAUUUUUAAUUAUUUCUUAACACAAAAUUAAAUAUUUUUUCCUUUCAAUUUACUUGACGAUCACGUGGAUGUCAAAUAGAGGCAUGAUAAUGUAGUUUACCCGAUGGAUAGCAGAAUGGCAAGGUAGAGUUAAAGUAAAUCGUAUCUGAGACUCACGUGAACAGCAGAAUAGGGCUGAUAAACUAUUAACAACACAUUGAAAACAAAAAUAAGUUUUAAUCAAAAAUAAGCCCAUCAAAAAUAUCUUUGUGGAUAUUAUAUUAGAAUGUAACUUGUGGUUUCUUUAUUUUACAUGACCCUAAUUCAAUGAACCGUUGUGUAAGAAAAUGCACUACGACAUUUCAGCAAAUUAUCUCAAAAGUUGGUGUGUUCAAUUCUCUUUUCAAAAUGGUAUAACAUUUACUACUUCUAAAAACGCAAAUUCAGUUCUGAAUUAAAUAAUAUGGAAAGACUACCGAAUAAAAAAAGUCGGAUUUCUUAAGAAAAAUAUUUUUAAUUCCGUUAUUUAUGGAAUAUUCUCAACAAUGUUAUGCCAUUUUGAAAAGAGAAUUGAACACACCAACUUUUGAGGUAAUUUGCUGAAGUGUCGUAGUGCAUUUGUUUACACAAUGGUUCAUUGAAUUAGGGUCAUGUAACAUUUGUGUUUACUUAGUUAAGCAGAAAAGUGAAACUUGCUUUGAAACUGAUGCAGAUGAGUUAAAAUUGUUGAAUGCACUUGUUAGCAGGGUUAUUCAAGGUUCCGUAGCAAAAGAAAAAAAUGAUAAAACUUAAGAUUUGAUUUCCGCUUCGUUUAGCGGGGAGGGGCAAUUUAAAAAAUUGACUUAAUUUGGAAAAUAAAUUAGGAAAAAUCAACGGUUACACCUACCACAACGUGCUUUACCAUUUUGUAAAGAUAAAAACCUAGUCUUUUACAAAAAAUUAAAAUAAAUCCAUUUUAUGAAUCCGUAACAAAAGUGUGAAAACAAAAAGUAUUCACGACUUUUAUGUCGUUUUCUUUCACUCUAUUAAGGAGUACUCUAAAUUUUUACUCCUUUUUCUGGUGUGAAAGAACAUAAUGAGAGUAAUUUUUUUUUUUUGUAAUUGUGUGUGUGACAAGGCAAAAAUGGAUAAUUUCCUUGAAAAAAAUAGUGAUAACAGGCCUAAGGAAAACAUUUUAUGAAUUAAAAAAAUAUUAAUAUUAAUAAAAUAUGAAGCAUAAUAAGCGUUCGUUAAUAAGUCUGCUUCUACACGAAGACGCAAGGCGCAGAAAUCAUCUUCAAAUUUCCUUUUGAUUUUCGUUUCGGUGUAUCACGCGCUUCCACACGUAUUAUUUUUUUGAAGACGCAAAUUUGACAGUUAUUUUAUUUGGUUUUAUUUUGUUCUUGUUAUCGUAUGACGACUUCUACAGGAAGACGUAGACGCACGAGAUGCACAUAAGAACAAGAGAGAGAGAAAGAUCGAUUUCUCCUUUGCUCUUAUGUGCAUCUUGUGCGUCUACGUCUUCUUGUAUUUAUGCAUUUAAAUACCAAAAAAAAACCCAAAAUAUACAAAAACAACAACUCCAGUGAGGUCUAUGUGCAACGAAAACUUUUGAAUAAAUUAAAAACGUUACUAUACACGCAAUUAACACACACCCUUAGUUUGAUUUUAUAAUUGUAAAAUAAAAAUAUCCCAUCAAUGCAGAAAAAAAUGGGAUUUUUUUGUAUAUGGCACAGGAUUUUUUUUUUAUUGAUGAAGAACACUGGCGGAAAAUUUUUUUUAUUCGGUUUUCAAUUUCAUUUUGGGAAAAGUGAAGAAUUAACGAAAAAAUGGAAGAAAUAUAUCUGGCGGAAUAUAAUACAGUAGAAAAUAUAUUCAUAAUGGUUGUUUUUGUUAAUAACAAAUAAGUUUGAAAGAAAAACUUUUCGCAUUUUUCAAUUUUCAAACAAAAUUUUAAAAUGUCAAACUUCAAAUUCAUAAGUGUGUGUGCAAGUCCCUGUGCAAAUCGGUGUAAAUCUGACUAAAAAUGUGGAGUAAAUCCGGGGUACUCCGUAGUACUAAAAUUACUCCGGAGUAAUUUUUUUUUUUACACUUUUGUGGCGUCAAAGAACACAAAACCUUCAAAAGUGCAAAAAUAAGUACUAAAAGGGUACUCUCAUUGGAGUGAAAGAAAACGACAUUAGUAUUAGGUAGGAAAGUAUGAACAGAUAAAAGUAUUCAAGGAAAAAAGUAUGCGCGAUAAAAGUUCGAAAAAUGGAAAACUAUUAUUUUGACUGGGUUUUGAUCUGGCAAUAGUUACAAAGAGAAAUGAGAAUUUGCGAAAACAAAUGUGUCGAUGGACAAUUCUGAUUGGUCAAAAAGAAUAAAUAGACGAAUUUAUUGUUAGAUAGGGCUGGGGUCUCAGAAAAAAAGAUAGUAUAUAUACCCCGUUUGUAUGGCGAUUUGAAUCCGAAUUGAAUCAGGAUUUAGGUCUAUAUAUACCUGAAUCGAAUUGAAUCCGGUUUUGUCGAUCCGAUCCGACUCGGGGAGCUGAAUCGAAUCGAAAAUAUGCAUAUAUACCUAACGAAUUGAAUACUCGAGAUAUAAUUUAUGGUGGAAAUUGUGUGUGAUUGUCUUCUUAUUUGCAAAUUCACUGUAUGUAUGUCUAAUGAUAUCUAGUUUUACUUGCACUUUGUUUUUGGUUAGAUUUUUCUAUUUUACUGCAAAUAUAUUCAAAAGAAAAAUUUUAUUUUCGAUUCUAUUUCAAUUCGAUUCCUCGAUCUGGUACUUCCAUAUACCUGGAUCGAAAUUUCGAUUCAGUUUCAAUUCGAUCUUUAAAUCGGUCAUACAAACGGGGUAAUAGAUAUUCAUAAGGAUAGGAGGUCUAAAUUUAAUUUUCAGUCUCGCAGCUGCGAUGAGCGAGGCAAGGUUAAGAGUGCGCUCGAUUAUUUUUUUUUUAAUUAGGGAGAGUGGAGUAUUUGUAUGGAAGGUGGACGUCCCGCGGCCAAUAUAUUGUUA
Episyrphus balteatus (marmalade hoverfly) is the source of this 6596-nucleotide messenger RNA. RefSeq names its product polyadenylate-binding protein-interacting protein 1-like. The transcript is spliced from 2 exons. NCBI's taxonomy places the organism in Eukaryota, Metazoa, Arthropoda, Insecta, Diptera, Syrphidae. Gene Ontology annotation, molecular function: RNA binding; translation activator activity; protein binding. Bases 205 to 1524 code for a protein of 439 amino acids. The record is from RefSeq and is a predicted model, not a curated record. Gene Ontology annotation, biological process: regulation of translational initiation.